Messenger RNA from Fragaria vesca subsp. vesca, 1206 nucleotides. Its product is annotated as probable pectinesterase 15-like. The coding region runs from base 1 to 1206 and encodes 401 amino acids. Lineage: Eukaryota; Viridiplantae; Streptophyta; Magnoliopsida; Rosales; Rosaceae. Gene Ontology annotation, biological process: cell wall modification. The record is from RefSeq and is a predicted model, not a curated record. The transcript is spliced from 6 exons. Gene Ontology annotation, molecular function: pectinesterase activity.
AUGAGAACCAAAACAACACUCUUCUUUUGGUUAUCUGCAUUUGCCAUUGCACUUGUGUCCAUUACCUUUGCACUCCACAGCUUCUCAUCUCUUCCCUCAACUUCUGUUUUCUCCGAUUAUGUGCAAAGCGGCUUCAAUGUUGCCAGUUUUGAUGGUUUUUUCAAGCAAAGUGGUGAGACCUUAUUGUCAAUCGUGAGAAGCAUUGUGUCCAGAGUCUCCAGACACCAUCAACAGCAGCAGAGGAUAAAUUGCGAUGUGAAAAUAUGGAAAUCGAGUGUGCAAAAGGCAGUAGAUGCUGCUCCUGAGCUUAGCACUAAUAGGACUCUUAUCAUAAUCGAUGCAGGUACUUACAGGGAGAAGGUGACGGUUAAUGCUAGCAAGACCAAUUUGAUAUUUCAAGGUCAGGGUUAUCUCAACACCGCCAUAGCUUGGAAUGACUCUGCCAAUUCUUCUGGAGGGACUGGCCGAAGCGCUUCUGUUUCUAUAUUUGCUCCCAGUUUCACUGCCUACAACAUUAGCUUUAAGAACACAGCCCCGCCACCAUCAGAAGGCAGAAUCGGAGCACAAGCAGUGGCACUUCGAGUUACUGGAGAUCAGGCUGCAUUCUAUGGAUGUGGUUUCUAUGGUGCGCAAGACACACUCAACGAUGACCGCGGAAGACAUUACUUUAGAGAAUGUUUCAUUCAAGGAUCCAUUGAUUUCAUUUUCGGAAGUGCUAGAUCACUAUAUGAGGGGUGCACAAUUAAUUCCAUAGCAAAUCCAGUGAAAGAUGGGAUUCUACUGAAGGGUAGGAUAAGUGGAGCCAUCACAGCACAAGGAAGGAAAUCGAUGCAGGAGCAAAGUGGGUAUUCCUUUGUGAAUUGCAGCAUUGGAGGAAGUGGGAAGGUGUGGCUUGGUCGAGCUUGGGGAGCUUAUGCCACUGUGGUGUUCUCCAGAACAUACAUGUCUGAUGUUGUUGCUUCAGAUGGUUGGAAUGACUGGAGUGAUUCUUCUAGAGAUGAGAAAGUGUUUUAUGGGGAGUACGAGUGCACAGGACCAGGAGCAAAUAAUACAAAUAGGGUCUCAUAUUCAAAGCAGCUCAAUGAAUCUGAAGCUGCACCCUUUUUGGAUGUUUCCUACAUUGAUGGGGGUAUAUGGCUGUCAUAUACUCCACUCUUCAAUCUUCAUGAAGAUUACUAUAAUGAUCACUUUACUUAUACUUACUAG